Molecule: messenger RNA, 3391 nt
Organism: Antechinus flavipes (yellow-footed antechinus)
Lineage: Eukaryota; Metazoa; Chordata; Mammalia; Dasyuromorphia; Dasyuridae
Gene: SPATA21
Product: spermatogenesis associated 21
Exons: 24
Coding region: 16-3147 (1043 amino acids)
Molecular function (GO): calcium ion binding
Source: RefSeq, a predicted model, not a curated record
GCCCAGUUUUGGGCUAUGAGUUUGUCAUCCUGCCAGUCCCAGCCCUAUCUGCUCAUCACCAGCUCCAGUGGAGGGGCUGAUUCAGCCUGGCCCUUUAAAAUCCAGACCCUGGAAUGUCAGGGCCUGAGAAUUCUGAGGAAGAGACAAGCUACAACAAUUGGAGGAGUGAGCCAAGAGAAGCCUAUGGGGGGGAAGGAGAUAGGAGAACCUUCUCGAGCCCAAAUGGGAGAAGGGAGAACCACCAAGGGACGAGGGAAAAACUUGAGGGCCCGGCUGGCCUGGUGUGAAGGAGCCCAGGUGCAGCGGCUGGCGCCUUCUCAGACCCCUAUCCCAGCUCAGGGACAGCAACUGGCAGAGCUAGAUGGUGUUCUGGAGCCCCCAGUAGCAACAGGCAGGAGGAAUGUCAACUACAGUCGAGAGAGAGUUCCAAAAAUCACACCAGGAGUUGGUCAGAUGGUGCUGCACAUUCUCAGCCUCAUCUCAGAACAAGACAGAACUAAUCUGAAGGGGCGGUAUCCGUGGCUGGAUUCCAUCGGAGGCAGUGGUACCAGCAGGGAGCAAGUUGUGGCGAAGUCUCAGACCGGGAAACACUCGGAUCUGUUCCAAGCCAGGGAGCAGGAGGCAGGAGCAGGAGGAGCAAGAGGGAGGCUGACUACAUUGGCUCCUGGGGGGUCAGAGCAGACCCUGGGACGGGGAGAAGCUGCAGAGAAAGGGCCUUUCAAUGACAGGGCUAAGGGAAGGCGGCCCCGCUCUGGGGCCGGGGCCGGGAAAGACUCUUUCCGCUCAGAAAAGGACAGGACGGAGUACAUUUCAGUAUCAGCAUCAGCAUCAACCACCAUGAGCGUUCAGGGGUGUGAGGUUAAAGCCCAGCCUCGUUCUGAGAAGUCAGCAAAAGGAUGUCAUGAGAAUCAAGAAUAUCUCCAAUGCUCAUUUUCCCCAGCGGAUAGGAACAAGGGACUUGGGCAUGGACUCAAGAAGACCAGAGGUGGAGGUGCAGGUCUCAAGUCUGGUAUGGGAAGCCCUGGUCCCAAUGGCGAGGAACAGGGACUAGGUCAUGGAUUCAAGAAGAGCAGAAAUGGAAAUUCAAGCGUCAAGUCUGGUGUGGAAAGUUCUGGGGAAGAGCAGGUUCUAGUCCAUGGAUGCAAGAAGACUAGAGGUGGAAGUUCUGGUGUCAAGAAUGGUAUGGAGAGUAUUGGGGAAGAACAGGGAUUGGGGCAUAGGUUCAAGAAGACCAAAGGUGGCGGUCUGGCUGUCAAGUCUGCUGUGGAGAAACCUGUGCCUGGUGGGGAAGAGCAGGGGCUGUCUGCAUCUAAGAAGAGCAAAAAUGGAGGUUCAGCUGUCAAGUCUGGUGCAGAGUGUGCCAGUCCCAGUGGGGAGGAGCAGGGAUCCAAGAAGACCAGAGGCGGAGGCACAAGUACCAAGAGUGGUAUGGAGAACGCGGGUCCCGGUGGGGAGGAGCAGGGACAGAGGCCUGGAUACAAGAAGAGCAGAGGUUCAGCCACUAAGUCUGCUAUGGAGAAAAGCAGUCCCAGUGGGGAAGAGCAGGGACUGGGAUACAAGAAGACCAGAAAUGGAGGUUCAGCUGUCAAGUCUGGCACAGAGAGCUCUGGUCCCAGUGUUGAGGAGCAGCUAGAGUCACCGGACCAGGCCUUUCUGGAUCAGCAGACCGAAGACAAAGAACUGGUGGAGAAGGAACUAGCAGGCCCAGACCACAUGGGGCAACCAGGAACACCAAACUCCCAGGACAGCCAAGUCCCUCAGAACAUCUGGAUACCCUCCCUGAAAGCUGAGGAAGACUCGGAGCAGCUUGAGGACAACACCCCGGACCAAAGCAUCCAUCUAAGAUCUGAGGAUGAUGAAGGGUCCUCCCUGCUGCCCACACCACUGCCCAUGGAGAGAGCCUCGUCGAACAGCUCCUACACCCAGCGCAGCCCAACGCCCUUACAGCCUGAGGUGGGGGAAGAGGCUCCUAAGGCCCAGCUGGUACAAAGCCCAGCAGUGCCUCCUAUUCAUCGUCCAGGUAAAAUAGUCCCAACAGAGAAGGAUGACAGGGAGGAAGAGACUGAUGAAGACUGGAAGGAAGAAGAAGACUCCUUUUUAACUUGGCAGCUGCAGGCCUGGGGCAGCACAUCCUGGAGGUCAGCUGUGUCCCUGAACCUAGCAUCCAGCCCCACCCAGGCCUCGAAUUCCCCAGUAGUUCCAAGCAACCCAGAAAAGAAUUGGAAGAAGGCAGAGCUGCAUCGGAAUUUGGACAGGCCAAAUAACAAGACUCGGUCUGUGGCCGCCUCCACAAUAAGAAGGAUGGAGGCUGCGGCUCGGCCUGUCGCCUCCCACAUUUACAGAAAAGAUAGUGACCCUGUUCCUGUUGCUCCCAAUUUCAAGGAAUGGAAGGAUGAGAUUCUCACUCAGAAGCAAGAGGAAGCUUUUAGAGACUACUUCAAGUUUUUCUGUGGUCCUGGAGAAAUUGACAUCCACAGCCUGAAGAACAUCCUGUCAAUAGUGGGGAUAUCCAGGACUCAAACUGAGAUGGCUGACGUCCUGAUAAGUGCUGAUGUGAAUGGUGAUGGACAUGUGGAUUUUAGAGACUUCCUGUCUGUCCUGACAGAUUCUCACCGGUUCUGUCGAUCUGUGGAACAGAACAACAGCCCUUCAUCAAAUAUUCGAAAUCCCCAUACUCUCUUCUUUGAAAUCCUGUCCCAGUUGGUAGAGAUGCUAGCUUUGCCUGAAACCUCUUUGGAAGAGAUCACCAAUUAUUAUCAAAAGAAGAUGAAAUGUAUGUCAAAGUAUAAAGAACAUUCUGCUAAUAGUACCCGACAACCUCAUCCCCACAAGAGAAGCUUCUCCCGAACUUCGGAUAUUACUCCACAAGAGCAAAAGGUUUUGAACAUCAUGGACCGGAUCAAGCGGCAAAACCACUCUACCUUCCUACAGAGCCCCUACGCACCCCAGGCAACCACCUAUCCGCUGUGCCCCCGGUUGGACAAGAAGGGGACUCGCCGGAGGCAGGGCUCUCAUGUCGUCUUGGAAGAGUAUAAGCCCAUUGACCUGACCACUGACUUCAGGACCUUCUUUCAGAUGGGAACCAAGGGAGGCAGGAAGCUCAGACCCGCUCUUUCUAAGUGGUUCCCCUCAAUGAACACAUACUAAGGGCUGCCAGGAGCCCCCGGAACCCUUCCUCCCCUUUGGCUGAGGCUCUUCCCAAGCCUGGGGAUCCCAGGAGCCGCCUAGGCUAGGUACCGAUCUCCGUGUUCAGCCUCCCCAGCUAAUAAACAGAAACGUGCCAUUGCUCAUCUCCUGGUUCCCGGUGGGUAGCCAUCAGACAAGGGGACUCCUGAGGAUCAAGACCAUCUCCUUCUCUGACUGAAAUCCCCGUGGGCAGGGAACCAACCUC